Corylus avellana is the source of this 3510-nucleotide messenger RNA. The record is from RefSeq and is a predicted model, not a curated record. NCBI's taxonomy places the organism in Eukaryota, Viridiplantae, Streptophyta, Magnoliopsida, Fagales, Betulaceae.
AGUAAGGUCAUCGUAACAGCAUGAUCAAGAAGUUGCAUCUGUAAUGUUCGCUAGUGCAAUUCAUCAUAUAGUAGAGUUGCCCGAAGAUAAUUGUUGGUCACUAUUUGCAAAAUAUGCAUUUCAUAAUGGUAAUUCUGAUGAACGUCUAAAGCUAGAGGCACUAGGAAUCGAGAUUGUUAAAAAGUGCAAAGGUCUACAGUUAGCAAUCAAGGCUAUUGGGGCUCUCUUGCGGUUGAAAUUAAAUGUUGAUGAAUGGGAUAAGGUCUUAAGAAGUGAAUUAUGGGAUUUACCAAUUAAGGAGACAUGCAUCCUUCCUUCUUUAAGAUUAAGUUAUACCUAUCUUUCGUCAGAUCUAAAGCGAUGCUUUGCAUAUUGUUCCAUAUUCCCAAAGGAUUAUUCCUUUAAAAAAGACAAAUUAGUUUUAUUAUGGAUGGCAGACAGUCUCUUGCUGCAACCCAAAAACAAAACAAUGGAAGAAGUUGGUGAUGAUUACUUCCAUUCUCUUGUAUCGAGAUCCUUAUUCCAACCAUCCAAUCGCGAUGAAUAUAUAAUGCAUGAUCUUGUAAGCGAUUUGGCAAAAUUUAUAUCUAAACAAUUUGCUUUAAGCCAUGAAGAUGACUGUUCUCAUGAAAUUGGAAGCAAGACUCGCCAUUUUUCGUAUUCUUGGAAAAAAAUUGAUAUUAAGAAGUUUAAGGCCCUUCAAAGGGGUAAGACGAGGUUACGAACUAUCGUAGAAUUAAAUUUCUUUAGGGACGAUUUGUUCCUCGAGUAUGAAACCCAAUAUUUAUUUCCAAUGACAAGAUGCCUACGAGUGCUCAUUCUAUCUCAUUGUGGGGACAUAAUUAAGUUGCCAGAUUCAAUUGGUAAAUUUAUACAUCUACGUUAUUUGGACCUUUCUUGCACUAAUGUUAAAUGUUUGCCUGAUUCCAUAUGUAAGUUGUGCAAUUUGCAAACAUUGAAUUUAUCAAAUUGUGGGUACCUUGCUGCCUUGCCGAGAGAUAUGCAUAAACUCAUUAAUUUGCGUCAUCUUGAUUUUGCUGAAACUAAGAUAAUGGAGAUGCCGACAAAUCUGGGUAAACUAAAAUGUCUUCAAACGUUUACUAGAUUUAUUGUCAGCAAACACAGUGGAUCUUACAUUGAAGAGCUAGGGAAACUCACAAAUCUUCAGGGAUUGCUUCCUAUUUUUGAGCUCCAAAAUGUUGAAUCUCCUAUGAAUGCCAAGGAAGGAAGCUCGAGGGAUUUGAAGCACCUUAAGGAGUUGGUAUUGGAGUGGAGAGUUGAUGCUAUUAAUGCUUCGGAAGUUCAAAUAAUGGUACUUGAUAGUCUUCGGCCCCAUUCAAACUUGAAAAGCCUCGCCAUUAACGGCUAUGGUGGUAAAAGUUUUCCAGCCUGGGUAGGGCAUGCUUCAUUCUUUCAUAUGACAUCUCUUCGUCUAGAAUAUUGUAACCACUGUUGCAGCUUGCCACCGCUUGGGCAACUGCCAUCUCUACAGAACCUCUCUAUUGUUGGGUUGGAUGAAGUUGUGAAAGUGGGCCGUGAGUUUUAUGGAAGUGGAUCUUCUUCAAUGAAGCCAUUUGGAACCUUGAAAGUUCUAAGUUUCGGGAAUAUGUUGAAGUGGGAGGAAUGGUUUUCUUUUGACACUGAAAUUGAAGGUGGAGCAUUUCCUAAUCUUAGAGAGCUUGAAAUUUAUGAAUGCCCUAAGCUAACAAGCGGGUUGCCUGUCCAUCUUCCUUCUUUAACCAAAUUUAAGAUUCUUAAUUGUUCACAACUGGUGGCUCCACUCCCUAGAGCUUCUUCUCAGUGUAAACUGAUGCUCCAAAAUUGCAAUACAGUGGUUUUAUUAAAUGAAUCAUCGACUGGAAUACAUGAGCUCAAAACUCCACAAUUUGAUUCAUUAGAGCUUACCAUCCAAAGCUGUAGAAAGUUAGAGCUCCCAACACACCUAGACUAUUCGUUUCUUGAAUGUUUGAAGUUGGACAGUUGUGAUUCUCUCAGGUUCUUUCGAUUAGAUUUAUUUCCAAAGCUUCGUCAUUUGAAAAUAAGUGAUUGUGGGUAUCUAGAAUCUCUUUCGGUUAAAGAAAAGCAUGAACAAGAUCUACUUCUCUCAUUGAUAGACAUAGACAUCAGUGGAUGCUCUAAUUUUGUUUACUUUCCGGAAGAUGGAUUGCGUGCCCCCAACCUUAAAUAUUUUUGGGUCACUAAUUGUGGAAGUCUGCUGUCACUACCUGACAAGAUGUACAUACUUCUUCCGUCUCUUGAGACUUUGUCUAUAGAUAAUUGUUCAGAAGUUAAGUCGUUUCCCGAAGGGGGCUUGCCUUCCAAUUUGAAUGAAAUUUACAUCGACAAUUGUGACAAACUCUUUGCAAGCCGGAUGGAGUGGGAUUUACAAAAACUCCCGUCUGUUAAAAAAUUCACAAUUGGGGAUAAAUCUGAAGAAGUGGAGUCCUUUCCAGAGGCGAGGCUGCUGCCUAUCAGUCUUUCCUAUCUUCGCAUCAAAGGCUUUCCAAAUUUGAAAUAUUUGGACAGUAAAGGGCUUCAACACCUCACCUCUCUUCAAGAAUUGCAUAUUGAUAACUGCCCUAUGCUUGAGUGCAUGCCAGAAGACGGGCUUCCUGCUUCCCUUUUUACUCUAAAUAUAAUUUUGUGUCCUUUGUUGGAGAAAGAGUGGCAAAGUAGAGAAGGAAAAGAAUGGCACAAGAUUGCUCACAUCCAGCACAAGUGGAUUGAUUUCAAACUAAUUGGUUGAGCCAAGAGUCCAGCAAGAUUCUCCAUUUUAUUUAUAAUAUCCACGUUUACAGUGAGGAGAACAUCAAGAAUUAUUGAGGUCAAAACUCAGCAUAAUUUCCUCCUUUUCAAACAAGAGAAAUUAAUAUUGCUGACAUAAAAUCCAACAGACAAGCCCUCCUUGUUUUCUCUGCUGCUAUCCCUCAUGCGGCUAUGCCCAAAAACUCAACUGGAAUUCUACAUUGAAUAGAAUAUAAAGAAUAUGAACCAAAAGACCCAAAAAACUGGGUUGAGGAUAAUUCUUUGGCGCUCUGGAAGUUCUUGAAAUAGAGGUGUUUUGGCCCAUGGUAAACAACGAAUGUUUGAGCACAGGGUGUUCUGGAAACAAACAUGUGCUCUUCUCUGUAGCAUAAGUUUCAUCAUUCCUUAUGAAGAAAAUGCAAAGCAUUGUAUACAAUUUGUGUUAGGCCCGCUCAGCACGAUAUUGAGGUCCAUAAAAGACUUGAGUUUGUUUCUCUUAACAUCAAUUGGUCUGCAUAUGAGAUGUCGAAAGUCCGAUCCAACAAAUAGUAUUAGAGCUAAGAUCAUGAAUUCAAGUCGUAGAAGUGCUACACUGAGUUACAACAAUGUACGUAAUUUAUUUUUCCCUCUCCCAAAAGUCAAAUUCUUCAAGCUUUUCAAAACACACUCAAUUCUCCCUAAAUUAUCCUACCCCUUUCAUAACACACUUCACGUUUUAGUUGCUAGAGAAGACGUCAACACAUCAUUUUCUCCUUUUUGUAAGUA